Messenger RNA from Cooperia oncophora, 255 nucleotides. Lineage: Eukaryota; Metazoa; Nematoda; Chromadorea; Rhabditida; Trichostrongylidae. The record is from the annotation of a GenBank genome assembly.
AGUGCAGUGAAUUCCAAUUACAGUGAGGAGAUAUUUGGCUCGGUGCUUCUUGUGAUCCCGUUCGACACUGAAGAAGAAGCGCUUGAGAUAGCCAAUGAUACGACAUUGGGCCUUGCCGCUGGACUUUUUACCAAAGAUUUGGCACGAGCUCACCGUGUUGCAGAUCAGCUUCAAGCUGGCAACGUCUAUAUCAACACUUACAAUGACGUUUGUAAGUUCUCUUUCAUUAGCAAUGUUUCAAGCUGCUUCAAAUAG